Messenger RNA from Echinococcus granulosus, 2283 nucleotides. RefSeq names its product Cohesin loading complex subunit SCC4. Gene Ontology annotation, molecular function: double-stranded DNA binding. The coding region runs from base 1 to 2283 and encodes 760 amino acids. The record is from RefSeq and is a predicted model, not a curated record. Gene Ontology annotation, cellular component: chromatin; SMC loading complex. The transcript has 9 exons. NCBI's taxonomy places the organism in Eukaryota, Metazoa, Platyhelminthes, Cestoda, Cyclophyllidea, Taeniidae. Gene Ontology annotation, biological process: mitotic sister chromatid cohesion; maintenance of mitotic sister chromatid cohesion.
AUGUUGCAAUUGUCAUAUUCUUGCUUCUUUCUCAAGUUUCCUAUGCAUCCUGGUGGGAACGAUAUGUAUCCUGUCAAUAGCAGUGCUGGGCCACCUGUGCCUUCACAAAGCAGUUGGGCCCCUACUGCAAGUUCAACAGGUGCAGUUCAGCAACGAUCAGCUCCCGCAACCUCCUUGUCACAUUCGUCCACACAGCCUUCUCUUUUAAUGAGGACCCGAAUAUCUCCUUCGAGUAUCGCAAUUGUUAGCGGGUCCUCUAAUCAGGAAUCGCAACAACUAGUAUCUCCCGAGCAAGUUCGAGAGUGCUACGUUGCUCUUCUUGGAAUGGCUGAAUACUUUCGGAAAUCGAGUCCGCCAAGCAUUCGACUGGCUAUACACUGCCUUAAGGCAGCACUUUGUUACAAAUUACCCGUUAACUAUGAAGCUCGUACCCAUUUACAACUGGGCAAAUUACUAUUUAUGUACAGCAAAAACGAUGACUUAAUUAAGCAGCAUCUGGAGAAGGCUCGAGUUCUGGGUGCUCAUUUGCGUGCCCCCGAUGAUCUGAUUAAAUUUGAGGCAGCUGAUCUACUAGCUGAUUUCUUUGAAAGGAAAGGCAAACGAUAUGAUGCUACAUGCAUUCUGAAUGACACGAUGCGUUUCUCUCCCGAUAAUCCCUAUUGGCAUUGUCGGUUGCUGCUAAAACGAGCUCAAGCUUGUGUCGCCGAUAAGGACAUCAAUUCGGCUUGUGAGUUAUUGGCCAGUGGUUCAGAGUUUGCACAGAGCCGUAAAUCAGAAUAUACUCGUGGAUUAUUCCUUCUCAGCAAAUGUAUGCUUCUGCUUGCGAGCAGGCAGCUUCCAGAGGUGACGAACACCCUAACCGUGGCCAACCGAUUGAUUGAAAAUCUGAAUGGAACCGUUUAUCAGCGCGAAGCACUGCGGCUGUUCUACCUUAUCAUCUACGUCUCCCUUUUCCUAUUGGCCGGACGUGCUAAGUCAGCUCACCCCAUCCUCCGACAAUUGCAACAAAGCAUUAGGCUCUUUGCAUCGAUGGAGGAAAUGAAUGUUGCAUCGACCCAAGAGGUAGAUCGUUUCCAAUGGAUGCCACGGGAGUACAUAAUCAUCCUCAUCUACCUUAUCACUGUGAUGCUGAACAUGCAGUCGGGUUCGCUGCAGCGCGCUCAGCAUGCAGCUGACAAGGCCUUCAUGCGGAUCGAGAAUCUCUCUGACUUCGACACCAACCCUCUCCUAACUGUUUUCAAGUUAAGUCUCCUCGAGCACACCAUCAUGUGCCGGCUGGUGAUGGGCGACAAGACCAAGGCCGUGGAGGGCGUGGGUCUCGCCUGUAAGCUGUGCUACGCCACGCCCGCUCUCAUGCAUCGUCGGCGCCCUCAACUGCACACGCUCAUUGGACUCUAUGCAAUGUCUAUGAACUGCAUGAAUCAGGCAGAGGAACAAUUCAAGCUUGCGCUUCGGUACAUAGCCGCCUCACAGGCAGGCCUUAGUGCGCGCGUGCCAGGAACAGGUCCAGCGUCGACUUCAUCCACCUCAACGAGCCUGACCCAUCCCUCCACAGUCGGGGUGGGUGAGUCAAGGUCCACAGAGAGCGUAGUAGCUGGCGGAGUAGGUACAGGUAGUGUCAGCGGUGAAGGCGAGGGUGGCAGCGCGGCAGCCACCGACUUCGCCUCCACGCUGUCCGGCGGACCCCGCGACUCUCUUUCCGUACUCAUCUGCCUCAACCUUGCCCUAGUCUACAUUCGCAAGGGGGAUAUCAAGGCCUGUGAGAUGAUCGUAAAAGAGGUCUUCACAUCGGGUCUACAAGUGUUGGAGGGAUGCUACUGUCUGCGAGCAGCCGCAGACUACGUGAGAGGGUUCCAAGCCUUCAUUGAGGGUCAUCUGCAAGAUGCAAAGGCCAACCUUCGUGAAACCGUUCGUCUGAGUCAUGAGGAGGAGCUCAAUCGCCUCUCUACCUCCGCUUACAUAACCCUUGGCCAGAUUAAUCUCAAUGAACGAAACAUCCGUGACGCUCACGACCUAAUAACCAAGGCUAUCAUUGUUGCCAAAAAGCUUCCAGACAUAGGCAUUCAACUAUGGGCUACCGCCCUUUUGAAGGAUCUUGCGAAUAUUCGAGGAGUAGCCGAUGAGGAGCGUCACUGGUUUGCUGAGCAUGACCAGUUCUCCAAAAUGGUAAUCAACGACCAUAUGCAAGCUAACUGCUCGCCUGAACACAGUCUUAUCAACUGGUUUGAUGGACCGCUGCCUAGCUGGCUAACCGAACAGCCAACAUCAACAACAGCCCUGUAA